Messenger RNA from Eruca vesicaria subsp. sativa (arugula), 1254 nucleotides. NCBI's taxonomy places the organism in Eukaryota, Viridiplantae, Streptophyta, Magnoliopsida, Brassicales, Brassicaceae. The record is from the annotation of a GenBank genome assembly.
AUGAAUUUCGAAGUACUUGGAAACAAUGGUGAUUACAAAGGAACCACACACCCUUACAAGAUAAAUUUUAUCCGGACUUCAUAUGCAAAGACCUCUGAGAAGAUUCCAAAUCUAUCCCGCUUCAACUUAAGCCCUUUUCCGGAUAUUUUAUUAACAUACUGUAUGAAAUUGUUGGCGUGGGUGAUAUCACCAUUAGAAGCUAUGUUUGAUAUUCAACUACGAGAUCUGAGUGAAACAAUCAUUGAAAGCACAUUAUGGGAAAAACAUGCUGAGGAUGUGCACUCUUAUGUCAAGAACAACAAAACUAGUCCAGUUAUCUUGCUUGGAAGCCUUAUGAGGAUGAAAAGAUACAAUGGUAAAAUCUCAGUUCAAAACUCACGCUUCUCUACAAAGCUUUUCCUUAAUGAAGAAAUGGCGAACAAUGAUACUUUGGCUCUAACUGAGGUUUCUCCAAUGGUCACACCCACCAGAAAUAAUAAAGAUGUUGACUCUUUCCCAUUAAGCUGCUGGAAAACUAUCGAUCAGUUAGCAUCAACUAUGGAGGAAAUAAUAAUAUGCACUUGUGUUACUUUCGCAUCCUUCUUAGCCUUUCAAAAGGAAUGUCCUUGGUGGUAUGUUGGGUGCAAAGCCUGUUGUUCAACAGCUACACCAUAUUUUAACCCAGUGACUGAGCAAAUUGAGGCCAGCAAAUAUUCAUGCUACACUUGCGAGAAGGAUGAAACCACCACAAUUAUAAGUACAAAUUUUCUAUUAUUUGAUAGAGAAGUUAUACAACUCAUUCAUAAAUCUGCAUAUGAAUUGCUUGAACAACAAGUGCAGUUUAACCGUGAGAAUGAAAUUCCUCAAGAACUGAUAGAUUUGGAAGGAAGAAAGAUUGCUUGGGUAAUUUGUGUUAAGGGGACAGAUAAAAAUUACAAGAAACCAAGUUUUAAAGUUGUCAAACUCACUGAUAAGCCUGAACUGAUCCAUAAGUUUCAGGAUAAUGUGACAGUGGAGGUUGCUACACAUCCAGAUUUGGCUAUAAGUUCAAGUACAUGUUCUGAAAUGCAGGUGGAGAAUACAUCUUCAGAAGCAAAUAAUAAUGAUUUACCACCUUUCUCUCCUGUGACUCCAAGCACAAAACGACAACGAAGUCAUAGUAGUGAUGCUAAAGAAAUUCAAGAAUCAUCAACAAAGCCUAAGGGAUCGUCUAAAAUGGCUAAAGCAGCAAAACCUGAAGAAAGAAAGAACAGGGGAAAAGUAUUAGGAGACUGA